ACUGCCUCAUACGCCGAGUGUUGCAUAGCGAAGCUUGUUGUGUAUGUCCAAAUAAAAUAGUUCUUCGUGAGAUUGCAUUAUUUGUGGUAGUCUUUUUAACAGACUGGAGGAGCGAUGGUGUAGACGGCGCAACGAAACAUGUGUUAAAUAAUAUCUGAUCGGACUAAAUAAUGCUGCAAUAACCGAACAUCAAAUUGGAAGUGGCCCGAUAGAUCUGUGGUCGCCGCCAUAUUAACUGUGUAUCUUGUGCGUUGAAACAGGUCUGAUAACAGCAGCUAGGAAGCUGAAAAGAUGGGGGAAACAAAAAUUAUCUACCAUAUAGAUGACGAGGACACUCCCUACUUAGUAAAAAUUCCCAAACCUGCCGAUGAAGUGACCCUCGGCGAUUUCAAGGCGGUGCUAAACAAGCCCAACUACAAGUUCUUUUUCAAAUCCAUGGACGAUGACUUUGGAGUUGUUAAAGAAGAGCUGAUCGAUGAUGACAUGAAACUACCAUGUUUUAAUGGCAGGGUUGUCUCCUGGCUGGUUCCAGCAGAGGGCACUGGUAGCAGUGUGUCAGAUACGACGUCACAGUGCACGGAGAGCAUAGGUCAGGACCUGCACGUAGAACGCACAGGUGGAAUAGGUGACAGCCGGCCACCUUCCUUUCAUUCCAAGCUGACAGCUAGUGAUGACGUGGACACAUGCACGGAGACGGAAUCAGUUAUCAGUUCUAGACGAGUCAUCCUUCAGCAGCAUCACGGAUUCUACGAUGUCGCUCAACAUCAUUACUGUCACAUUGAACAUGGACACUGUGAACUUUCUCGGCAUCAGUAUCGUGGGGCAGAGCAAUAAGGGAGGAGAUGGAGGGAUCUAUGUAGGUUCCAUCAUGAAAGGUGGUGCCGUGGCAGCGGACGGCAGGAUUGAACCUGGCGACAUGAUCUUACAAGUGAACGACAUCAGCUUUGAGAACAUGAGUAACGAUGACGCGGUGCGGGUGCUGAGGGAGGUCGUACACAAACCCGGUCCAAUCAAGCUGGUGGUCGCAAAGUGCUGGGAUCCGAACCCGAAAGGUUACUUCACGAUCCCGCGCUCGGAGCCUGUGCGACCGAUCGAUCCGUCAGCGUGGGUGGCACACACCGCAGCUGUGAGAGGCGGUGGCAUAGAGUACGUGGGCGGACCCGGGGCACAUCUCAGCCAAUCAUUGAGCACGAUGACGUCGACGAGCUCGUCAAUCACGAGCAGCAUCCCCGAAUCUGAUCGUCCGUACGAUGACAUACCCCUGUCUGUUGACACUGACAUGACGACCAUCGUGCGUGGCAUGGCGCGGCCCGAUUCUGGCCUCGACAUUCGUGAUCGCAUGUGGCUCAAGAUCACGAUACCGAAUGCAUUUAUUGGUGCUGAUGUUGUUGAUUGGUUGCACACUCACGUUGAGGGCUUCACGGAUCGCAGGGAAUGCAGGAAGUACGCGUGUGCGAUGCUGAAGGCUGGACUUAUACGUCACACCGUGAAUAAGAUCACAUUCUCAGAGCAGUGCUACUAUGUCUUCGGUGAUCUGUGCAGCAGCAUGUCGGCGCUGAGUCUAGGAGAUGACUUUGACUCGGUGAGCUGUAGUGAGGCUGAUCGUGACACGCUCGCGCCGCUGCCCCCGCCGUCCGCAGCCAGCCCGUGGGGCGCGGGCCAGAUGCCUUACUCCGGCAGCUACAUCCCGCAGAGCACCGGCUACGCGCCGAUGCCGUUCAACUUCACCAACGACAGCACGAGUUACACGAGCUACGGCGGAGUCGGAGCGCCACCUGGUGCCAACGGCAGCGUUCACAGUGGAUCCGGAGGCAGCAGCAACGGCUCGAACGGCAAGAAGGAGCAGCUAGACCGCAAGUCAGCUAGUCCAGCCAACAGUGCCAGCGAUUCGGAAUCUCAGCCGGGUCGACGCACGGGCGCCGGCGGCGGCGGCGGCGGCGGGUCAAAGCGGGAGCGAAGCAAUGAUCGGUGCAGCACAUGCGCAGUCUCUCAGCAGCAGCAGCCAGGCAGCAGCAGGGGCGGGACCGUCGCGCUAGGGGCACUGGAGGUGUGGCCUGCAGACCAUUGACGGCUCGCGGCAGUCGUUCCGCAUGGCCAUGGCAACCCGUCCAGCCUCAUGGACGAAAUCAGCGUAGACCUUUAGGUAUCUCGCUCUAUUAUAAUUCUCUCUCUCUCUCUCUCUCUCUCUUGCUCCGUCUGUCUUGGUUUCGUUGAUUUUGUAUAUUUUGAGAAUACUGCCUUAUCGAGUGUUAUUAUAAGUCGAUUGUGCUGCUUGCUGCAUGUGAGAGAUUGAUGUAACAUUUCAUCUAUCCGCUGUUGUGAUUGGCGCUGUCAGUACUAGCGAUUCUGGGUAACAUUAGUGGUGAAAACUACUGUUACUGUCUGUCGGUAAUAAGGUUGGUUGUCUGUGUACACAAUCAAGUGGGCUAUAUAAUUUUCAGUGACGGUGGCUGGAUUAAAGGCUUGUUUGUUGUAUUUUAUAAUCCUAGCCGUAACGGAAUCCUGGUUGUGCUUUCGCCAAGUUAUGACAAAGCUGGUCAUCAGUUGUGCUCCCAUCCACUGCGCAAAUCCGAAUUAAUUUUUGCGACCGAAAGUGAACCAAUUAAUUGAUCUUCAUAAUGAUUCAAAAUAACUUAAAACUCGAGCACGUGUAGCCAUGACAACGGGAUGCCAUGAAGCCCUACAUUGUGUGUGUUUAUCUCCUGGCGGUGACAGGACAGUGGACAUGCGUGAACAUACGUUAGUAAAGAAGUCCACCAUCCCUUGCGAAAUGUCGAAGGCCCAGCCGAGAUGUACAAUAUUGAUUCGUCAGCCCGAGCUAUAUAACUCCCCCACUGGGAGAUGCUGUCUGUAUCUCUGUUAAGCUAGAUUAGUUUAUACGUGGUUUUACACGUGCGCGAACCAACAUGUCGACUUUGUGGCGCUUCGUUGCUAUGCUUUGUUUUUUUAUAACGUCCUAUUGCACCACCAUUAGACUGGGGAUGCUUGGUGAUCAUUAGGGAGGGGGGGGUAGCGGAAGCAACGUGGCGUCAGUCUACGUAUCGCUUGUAUUGCAGAUUGGACUGCAACUGCUUGUGAAUAGUGAGCUCCAAAGGAGGGGACGGGGGUUUCACGCCUGCCACGUGUGACGCGAAAGAUUUCCCAUGUGACGGUGUGUGUUGCGCGUCUUGACGUUAUUGCGUUUGAACCUAACGUACCGUGUUAAGUGUUAUCGAUAUGCAGGCGGGCAGGCGGCGGGCGGGGCGGACGAUCAUUUUCGCGCGUGCCGCAUGUUCGUAAAACCAAGCGCAGUGCAACGACGCGGCGGCCACGUAAUGAAAUAUGAAAUGCGUUUUAGGUUGUGAUGUUGAAGGCGUGUAGACCAGCGUGUCAUCGGCCCGCUAUUGCUGGCUGGCUCCGCUGC
Messenger RNA from Priapulus caudatus, 3403 nucleotides. Its product is annotated as segment polarity protein dishevelled homolog DVL-3-like. The record is from RefSeq and is a predicted model, not a curated record. Lineage: Eukaryota; Metazoa; Priapulida; Priapulimorpha; Priapulimorphida; Priapulidae. Gene Ontology annotation, molecular function: frizzled binding. Gene Ontology annotation, biological process: canonical Wnt signaling pathway; intracellular signal transduction. Gene Ontology annotation, cellular component: cytosol.